UUUUUAUGUAAAAAUUACUACUUCAUGUACAACUCUGGGUUAGCUACGCUAAAAAUGCAACACUGCACAUUACAUUCUCUGCGCUAGCCCCUACAACAACAUUCUCUGAUCAGAAAACUACAUCCACUCAUUGGAGAUUCCGCCCACCACCCACUCGUAUGUUGAGAGAUUGGUUGAUUUGCUUCUAGCCACCUGCUGAUUUCAAAAGCUUUUCACAUCACCACUCGCAACUGCAAGAGCCAUUUGGUUACUAGAGAUUCAUUGAUAUUGAACCGAAGAUAUGAGUGGUAGGCGCACUGUGAUAAUUUUUAAAUCUGAAUCGGAGAGUAAUGACCGGUACGCGGAGGAACUGCAUUCUAACGGCUUCAAUCCAAUAUUUGUGCCGACACUCAGUUUCGGGUUCAAGAAUCUGGAUCAAUUGCGGGCCAAACUACAGACACCAGAUCGCUUUGCGGGCAUCAUCUUCACCAGUCCACGGUGCGUCGAAGCCGUUUGCGAGGCAUUGCAAUUCUCGGAAUUGCAUAGCGGUUGGAAGCUGUUACAUAAUUAUGCAGUUGGCGAGGUCACACACAAUUUGGCGCUAUCGUCACUGCAACAGCUCUUCACCCACGGCAAGCAAACAGGUAAUGCACGCAAUCUUGGCGAUUACAUAGUGGACACAUUCGAUGGCUCCCGCGAUUUGCCGCUUCUGCUGCCAUGUGGCAAUCUGCGCACUGAUUUGCUUCUCUCGAAAUUGGUAGAGAAUGGCUUUCAGGUGGACGCUUGUGAGGUGUACGAAACCGUUUGCCAUCCAGCACUGGUCGAGAAUAUGGAACUUGCGUUGAAGGCAGAAAACGUAGAGUACUUCGCUUUCUUCUCGCCAUCGGGUGUCAAUUGCGUCCAUGAAUAUUGCAAGGCGCACAAUGUCAACAUAAACAAUUGGAAAUUGUUGGCAAUCGGUCCGAGUACUCGUUUAGCUAUCGAGGAGCGUGGACUAUCUGUUUUCCAAACGGCCGAACGACCAUCUGUAGAGUAUCUCAUCAAGGUACUGCUGAAUCCCAGUGUGGGCCGGCCAAAACCGACUGGAGAAAUAAAAGUGGAGGAUUAACAAGCGGUUGUAGGAGGAAACUAGACUUUGAUUGAUAGACAUAUUUAAAUUUACUAUUUCCUUUUUAAUACUACAUUGAGGCCUUAUCGAAUAUGCAUACAUAUACGUAACGGUAUAUACAUAGUCAGUCGUUCAUACCUCCUCGUGCGGAAAAUCUAAGUACGUGCAAAUAUAAAUAAAUCAUUUGUCAUCAUUUUGAUUUUCAUCUAUGGGAAUGGAAAUGUAAAAGACCGCCUAUUGUACUCGUAGUAUAUGUACAUAUCGCACAUCGUCUUCAAAAAAGGCACAACUCAAAUAUAAGAUCCCGAAAUAUAACUGGUUGUGAAUCGUACAGAUUCAACGCAAUUAAUACAAAAAAAAAAAAACAGGUAUACCAGUAGUUUUCUAGUUAGAAAUAAUCGUGAAGAAACAAGUAUUUGCAUUAAUUGGAGAUAAAUCCUAUGAAUUCGUUAAUGCAUAAAAACCGGCCUAAUUUUUUCCGAGUUGCGCCUCUUUUGGUAUGUACAUUUCUAAAUAUGUAUGUACAUGUAUAAGUUAUAGGCAUAAUGCCAACUAUGUUAAUGAACUUGCACUUUCGAUAAUAUUCGAAACUUUUAUCUACUUAUGUAUGAACAUACAUGUAUUGCCCCCAAGUUUAGCAAAAAAGGAUAAAAUAAAAUGUUAUAUUUGAUAGCUGCUUUGUUCAA
Rhagoletis pomonella (apple maggot) is the source of this 1773-nucleotide messenger RNA. RefSeq names its product uroporphyrinogen-III synthase-like. Gene Ontology annotation, biological process: uroporphyrinogen III biosynthetic process. NCBI's taxonomy places the organism in Eukaryota, Metazoa, Arthropoda, Insecta, Diptera, Tephritidae. The transcript has a single exon. The coding region runs from base 281 to 1087 and encodes 268 amino acids. The record is from RefSeq and is a predicted model, not a curated record. Gene Ontology annotation, molecular function: uroporphyrinogen-III synthase activity.